Molecule: messenger RNA, 536 nt
Organism: Suillus plorans
Lineage: Eukaryota; Fungi; Basidiomycota; Agaricomycetes; Boletales; Suillaceae
Exons: 3
Coding region: 7-504 (165 amino acids)
Source: RefSeq, a predicted model, not a curated record
GCCCGUAUGUCGUCUCACCUUUGUGUUGUCUUUAUUAUAAACCUUGAAUGUUCUACUUGCAGGGGUCACUGUAUCAUUGUGAACGAGCCAACUACACUACGUCGACAUGCCGAAGCUCGAUUUGCGGGGAAAUAUAGGAAAUGGGCCAAGGCCAAUUCAUUCACGUCGAAAUUGCCUGGUGAUGUUGCCGCUGAAAAAAAGAAGGUCGCGCAAGCACAGCAAACCAUUGAUGCGCAUGUGACAGAGCGCAAGAUUUCGGAACGGGUCAUCCCUUACUCUGACCAGUUGUUUCGAAAAGCUGCAAUUGAGUGGCUCAUUGCAACAGACCAGCCAAUUCAGGCUCUCGAACAUCCAAGGUUCAAGGAGAUGGUGGAUGUUGCCUCCCGUGCAACUCAAGGCGUCAAAAUCCCGGGGCGAAAAGCCACACGAGCAGAGAUCAUGCGAAUGUUCAAGAACCAUCUAACUCGACUCAAGAAGAAACUUAUGUUCCACCUGCUGGAAUGAGCACGAUUCAGUGGUGGGGUAUCAAUGCACCG